UAGCCAGAUCAAGUCGAAAAUAGAAAAUACAAGUUUCAAGUUCACACAUCUCCCAAGAACCGAUGGCAAAAUUCAAGUUCGUCGAACGAUCCGCAGUCAAAUUAUAAAGAACAGUGUGUCACGAACAAACGAAACAAAUGUUUGUUUAACAAUGAAAAAGUGUUCCAUAAAAUUGUCCGAACGCAACGUUGAACGGUCGUGAAGGUUAUGUGUGUUUGUAUUACUGAAAUAUCGGCAGAAGAAUGGAAAACUGAACGAAGAACGAACAUCUAUCGCGCCGAAGAUCGUUUCGCGCGAAUCGUGAAAUAAAUAAAGGAAGCCUGUUCACUUUCGAACGAUGAUAAAUGUCACACGGGGCGGUCCAAAGUGUUGGGAACGUGAAAAGUGGGUUGGGCUAUGAUGAGGUUCCGGAGUAGCGAGCGGUGCAUCGAUGAUCAUGCACUACCUGACACAUUCCCAAAUAGUACUCCUAGUCGUGAUUUCAUGCGUUCACGUUCAACGGAACCAAGCGAGCGCGUAGACGGCUCGCUGCGUGGUCAUCCGGAGGAUGCAACGUAAUUGUUUGACCACGGGGGCCUGGGGACUGCGUCUCGGAGUGUCGUCGGUCACACGAUGUGCACCGCGGACGCGUGGAAAAUCGCGAAAUUCGUCCGGCACGGGAUUUUACCUCGAAUUAUGGCGUUCAGACGACAGCGGACGGACGUGUUAAGCACGGCGCUACGAACGAAUUCGUCCGCCGCCUUUACAGGUCCAAGUGACAACACGCGUACGAUUGGCAACUCAACUGUCCGGCAGACAACCAUGGAAUUGGAAACCUGUAACUCGCACGGCGACCAGGAGAACACCAGGCCCAACACGCCUCAACAGGAAAAUGACCCUAGUGGGACAAAAAAAUACUACCGACAGGCCACUCAAAGAAUUUUUGUCAACCGUAGUCUUCAUUUAGAAAACAUCAAGUUCUAUGGCUUCGACAUGGACUACACGUUGGCAGAAUACAAGUCGCCACAGUACGAGCAACUGGGUUUCACGUUGCUGAAGGACCGCCUGGUGUCCUUGGGAUAUCCGCAAGAGAUCAAAGCGUUCGAGUACGACCCUAGCUUCCCGGUGCGAGGACUAUGGUUCGACACGCUUUACGGGAACCUUCUCAAAGUGGACGCUUACGGAAACAUCUUAGUUUGUGUUCAUGGUUUCGAAUUUUUGAAACAUUCUCAAGUAUACGAGCUUUAUCCAAACAAAUUUUUACAAUUGGACGAGUCCAGGGUAUACGUGCUCAACACGUUGUUCAAUCUUCCCGAAACCUAUCUACUAGCGUGCCUGAUCGACUUUUUUACCAAUUCGCCGCAAUACACGCGGGAGAAGACGGGAGUGAAAGAGGGAGAGCUCACGAUGAGCUUCAAGAGCAUAUUCCAGGACGUUCGGAACGCGGUUGACUGGAUACAUCUUCACGGUGAUCUGAAAUCGAAAACAAUAGAGAAUCUGGACGAGUACGUGAAGAAGGACGAGAGGCUACCGAUGUUCCUUAACAGGAUCAGGGAGAGCGGAGCGAGGAUAUUCCUCUUGACGAAUAGCGAUUACGUUUUCACCGAUAAGAUUAUGACCUAUCUGUUUGACUUUCCGCAUGGAGCGAAACCUGACGAGCCGCAUCGAAAUUGGAAAACAUAUUUUGAUACUAUCGUGGUGGACGCCAGGAAACCAUUGUUUUUCGGCGAGGGUACGAUUCUGCGACAAGUAGACACGAAAACUGGUGCUCUGAAGCUUGGAACACACAAAGGGCCGCUUCACACAGGGGAAGUUUAUUCGGGGGGUUCGUGUGAUGUCUUCACUGAACUGAUAGGAGCAAAGGGCAAGGAUGUAUUGUAUGUUGGUGAUCAUAUUUUUGGUGAUAUUUUAAAAAGUAAGAAAAUCAGAGGAUGGAGAACAUUUUUAAUAGUGCCUGAACUAGUUCAAGAGCUUCACGUCUGGACAGCCAAAUGUCAAUUGUUUGCCGAGUUACAGAACUUAGAUGUUAUGUUAGGAGAAAUGUAUAAAAAUUUAGAUAGCAGCACAAAAGAGAAACCCGACAUUUCGAAGUUACGAGCGUCUAUAAGGGAUGUCACGCACAAAAUGGAUUUAUCUUAUGGUAUGAUGGGUUCCCUGUUCCGCAGUGGAAGCAGGCAGACCUUCUUUAGUAGUCAAGUAGUUAGGUAUGCCGAUCUGUACGCGGCGACCUUCUUAAACCUUAUUUAUUAUCCGUUUUCGUAUAUGUUCAGAGCACCUGCCAUGUUGAUGCCUCACGAAAGUACCGUAGCUCACGAGCAGAGAUUCGUAAUGGAAACACCGAUGAUCAGUCGGUCCCGAACUUUCAAGCUCACCGACGAGGAAGAAGAACCGACCAAGCCGUCUAAAACAUUGUACGUGGAGUGUUCGAACAGUCAGAUACCGCACGCGAGGCCUGAAACUCCACGGAACGUAACACAUACACACGACGAAGACUGUAGCGAUGAAGACAGCGAUUCACAGAAGCAGGCGAAUCAUCACGAGGGAGGACAAAGUAUGUUUCAAAUGAAGAUGAAGAUUCCUUUUCAGAAGCAUCAGUUGCUUUGAUGAAGGAAUUAAAUGACAUUGAAGAAACAGUACAAAGACCAGUUGAAUUAUUCUGUGAUGACGAUGUCAGUGGUCAGACUUUAUAUAAAUUUCAAACACCUGUUAAGAAGAAUGCUAUGACAGAAAAGGCAAAUUUAUUUAGUACACCUACUAGUUCGAAAAAAGAGGAACUGCUACCAAAAGUUGUUCUUGAAAGGAUAGAAUUAUCAU
Molecule: messenger RNA, 2793 nt
Organism: Nomia melanderi (Alkali bee)
Lineage: Eukaryota; Metazoa; Arthropoda; Insecta; Hymenoptera; Halictidae
Source: RefSeq, a predicted model, not a curated record